AUGUCUGCCAGCCUCAUUCGUCCAAUCUUCCGCUCUUGUCGGUUCACCGGCCCGACUUCUUCAACCAUCCGUCUACCUCAAGUGUCAUCCGUGGGAUUCAAGAGGUUUGCUUCUACCAAACGUUAUACCAAGGAGCAUGAAUGGGUCUCCCUGGAUCCUAAGACCAACAUCGGAACGAUCGGCAUCACAGAUUACGCUCAGAACAGUCUCGGAGACGUGGUUUUUGUCGAGCUCCCUGAAGUCUCGGCUACAGUCUCCACUGGCGAACUUAUCGGAGCUGUAGAGAGUGUCAAGGCUGCGUCAGAUAUCUUUGCUCCGGUUUCGGGCACUGUAACCGAAGUUAACACCAAGCUAACUGAUCAGGCUGGUCUGCUGAAUAAAAGUCCAGAAGAUGAUGGUUGGUUGGCCAAAAUUCAACUCUCCUCUCCUCAAGAACUGGAAAACCUUCUGAGCGAAGAAUCUUACAAGGCUCACAUCGAAGGAGAGCAUUAA
Molecule: messenger RNA, 492 nt
Organism: Puccinia triticina
Lineage: Eukaryota; Fungi; Basidiomycota; Pucciniomycetes; Pucciniales; Pucciniaceae
Exons: 4
Coding region: 1-492 (163 amino acids)
Biological process (GO): protein lipoylation; glycine decarboxylation via glycine cleavage system
Cellular component (GO): mitochondrion; glycine cleavage complex; cytoplasm
Source: RefSeq, a predicted model, not a curated record